Messenger RNA from Williopsis jadinii, 1914 nucleotides. RefSeq lists its product as uncharacterized. The coding region runs from base 1 to 1914 and encodes 637 amino acids. Lineage: Eukaryota; Fungi; Ascomycota; Saccharomycetes; Phaffomycetales; Wickerhamomycetaceae. The transcript has a single exon. The record is from RefSeq and is a predicted model, not a curated record.
AUGCCGCUGCACUCGCUGUUUGUGCUGAGACACGCGCAGAGGGCAGAUAAGGUGGCGUCCACGGUGUCUUCGAUAGAGAUUGGGUAUAACUAUGGCGGUGGUGGUGAUGAUGGUGGAGGGGGUAUUGGCGGUGAGUUCUGUGAUGGGUUCGACGUGUACAACCCUGGGCUGGCGACGUUUGCGAGCACGCGUGGGAAGAGCAACAACGGGGUGAGCCAGUCCAACGUGCUCGGGGCGAAGCUGUUCAACUACCUGAACGAUCACGUGCGGUGCGACAACGGCGGGUGUGUCAGGCUGCGCCUGCACACCUCUCCCUACGUGAGAUGCCUCGAGACUGUGAAGUACAUGCUUGAUUUCCUCGUGAAGCAGGAGAUCAGGUGGCCGGUGGAGUGUACGGUGUCUGUGGAUCACGUUCUGAGCGAAUGGCUGAACACGGAUCUCGACAUCAACCAUUUCCCGCCGAACGAUAACGGCGAGACGUUGAUGAACACUGCGAUCCAGUAUUUGCACUCGAACCUGCCCUUCAAUGCCAACUCGAUGGUCAGCUUGAGGCUGGACCUGACUGAUCCUUAUAAGCACGGGAACCCUGGUGCGUUCAGCGAAAGCUUUAUACACCAGUACUCGAGGUUGAGCCAUGGACUGGCGUCCAUGGUUAAAAGCUGUGUCAGGGAUCAGCAGGAUGGCCAAAACGACAACGAGAUCUUGAUCUUGAUGACACAUGGCGCCUGUGUACGGUCUCUUGUUUCCAAACUGAUGGGGAAAUCGUUAUUCGUGGAGAUCCCGUUGGGGUCUGCUACGCUGGCUAGACCUGUGGAGAUGAAGGGAUCGCUCUUCUAUUGGAGACUGGUUGAGACCGAUAUCCCAUUCCGUGGAUCUAGAGAUUUCAAACCUGUUGAUUUGUAUUCUCAUAGGGAUCCAUUCCAAGAUGUCCAGACGACUUUUAACCACCAGAAACAGCUGGACUUUAAGAGUUCGAUGGUUGUGCCUGCGUCCAAAACGGGGAACUUCAACAGGUUAAGAUCACAAUCGUUGCUGAACCCAAAGGUGAAAACUGACAGCGAUAGUGAUUCGGAUACUGACGAUGAAGGGUUGAGCUUUAGCGUUGGAAGAAGAUCCAUGUCUCCGGACUUUAUGGAUAUACACAGACAUAGAAGAUUUAGAUCGAGCUCUUUAUUCGGCGACAAAAACCCUGCUGACCAACUCAGACAACAGAAUACGCAGGUAUCUUCUGUUUAUUCCAAGAAGAACUCAUUUGAAAGAACAAAGAGAUUGUUGAAGGAAGAGAAGGAGCAACUGGAUAGGCCGAGAAGAACUGUCGCCAUUACACCAGUUGCCUCUUCCAAUAAUCUAGCAUCAAUGAUGCAACAAUCACAUAGAAAUGAACAUAAGUAUAGUUGGUCGAACAUUGACAUUGAUGAUGGAAAAUAUACAGACAGUGGGACCACAGUUCCCGAUUUGGAGGAGUUCUUCUCCUCAAAUAAUUCCAGUGCAAACAGUUUGGUUAUGAAAGAUGAUGGCUUGAACAAUCUCAAAGCUGAUUCUUUGGAAUUAAAGGGUGAUGGUAUUGAAACCAUGAAUAACGGUUCAACUGCGACCUUGAUCCAGGAUUCAGAUAAUAACAAUUUGUUUGAUAAGGAAUUGAUUGAAAAAAGCUUAAAGGAGCAUAAAUCGACAGAACUAUCCAAACCAGAUAUGAAAUCACCAUCAACAUCUGACUGGGUUAUGAAUUUCAGUGGGAAGAAAGACUCACAUUUGAAGAUGAACAUACCAAACGAUAGUGUACCGAAGUUCAAGGUUGAUCUGUACGGGAAGAAGAACCGUAACAAUUUGAACACGUUAUCAUUAUACGACAACGAUGACGAUUAUGAAGAGGAAUCCAGCACCGGUUGGUUCUUGGGUUCUAACAGAUACUGA